AGUUCCACGACCCCGACUCGGCCGUGGUGGCCCAGCACCUGACAAACACUGUGUUCGUUGACAGAGCCCUCAUAGUCGUUCCCUAUGCUGAAGGUUUGUAACUUGUUUGAUGUUCUAUGGGGCCACCCUUGGGUGGUGGUUGAUUCCUGUCUAGUGCACAAAAAUUAACAGUAGUCCAAUGUCAAACACGUCAGAGACCGCCAUUCUGAAACCCUUGGUAUAUUGCCUUUGGCCCCUGGAUUUGAUCCGUUUAUUUACAUAGUGACACCAAAGUGGAAAGUUUUGUGUGUCUUAAAAGUGUAGAAUAAUAACAUUUUAGGCAGAAUUCUAUGCAAAUUUUGCUCUGUGUCAGUCUCAAUGAGACAUUUUCCCAAACAGACUGUAAUGCAAACAGGUCAAUAUUUUAAGGAAAUUGUACCUUAAUAAUUGUUCGCCACUUUCACUCUCUUCAUGAGAAUGGUUUCUCCCUCCCCGAGAGUGCAUGGGAGAGGAAUUAACAUUCCUUUGGGAUAUGCUGCCACUACAUUUAUUUGGGAACAGCCCCAAAAAAAGGCCCUCACUCUCCUUGUGGAGUCCAGUAUACCAAGGGUUUGAAUAAUUACGGUUUAAUUCAAAAGUGACAACUUCCAAGAGGUGCCACAUGGGCACUGGUCCUAGUUUUUAAUUCCAAGUUUUCUUGUUCAUCCUUGAUAUAUUUAAUAGAAUUUCACUAAAUAAUAAACUCUUCUCUCUGUUAUUUGUGUGUGUGAUUUUUGUAGUGGAGAAGGCAAAUGCAAAGCCCUUCCAGAUGACUGAAAAACAGUGGGUCCUCUGCAGCUACAGGGGAUUCUAGCCAUUAACUAAAGGCCAGCAAGCACUCAAGUCCCCAAGUGUUUUCCUGGUGUAACCACUUGUUAACUACAUUUUCUCUUCUUCUUUUUAUUUUUACAUUUUAGGGUGUUACAGUAAUUUGAAAGGCAAUGAGCAGGGUUUUUGGAACUUACCUUAAAAGCAAAGUGCUGAGAAGACACCUCUUCUUACAGAAGUCUUAUUAAACUCUUCUAGACUUGCUUUAGAAGUAACUGAUUUCCAUUGUACUUGUGCAUUUCUUGAUUUUCUUCUGGGAAAGAUUGCAUUUAAUAAAAUCUUGCAGAUUAAGUCAUACUACAGUGCUAAGUUUGGUACAUGGCCUGGGUUCACACCUGUAAUCUGUCACACUGGAGCUGUCUCUUGAGGCCUGGGGAGCUGUCUUAUCUUAUCUUUGUAUUCCUUAAGCUUAAAAGAUACGAAACUUAAACUUAAAAGAUGUCCAACUUAAUUCCUGGAGUGUAGGAAUGUGCAGUGUGGCCUCUGAUUGAGCCCUGCUGCUUCCUGAGGGCACAGAACCCCUUCUGUAAUGGAGUUACUGCUCCUGCUGCCACUACUUGAGAAUAGCAGAGCUGAAAGGCUUCUUGUCCCUGUGUGGGUAUUAAACACAGCAACAGUCCAGUGGGAUGGUGCUGCAAUAUUCUCCAAGGCCCAUGGGAAUAAUGCCAGUGUUUAACUCUUCCUACAAGGAUGAACCCACUUUUCUCUUUGUCAGUCUGACUUUGUCCACUGUGGAUAAAUCUGGCACUCAGAGAAACCCACCCAGCAGCUUUGCUUCAGAAAAUCAAAUUAUUAAAGUAGAAUAUUUUACUGGGCCUGUUAAGGAGUCACUCCUGGGCUGUACCUUGUGUUGUUUAACAGUUCAGAAUUUAAUGUCCUUGGCACAUCACUAGAGAGAUGUUCAGCCAAUGAAGUACUGCCCCUGGGUUGAUAAUCCCAUACUUCUGUCCCUGUGCUGGAGCACAGUAUUCCCCAGAAAUUCAGCCUGCCAGGGUCCCAACUGAACAAGAAGCAGCAUUUCCCCAACCCACAGUGCCACUGCUGAUGUGCUUAAAGCCAGGCAUGUGCUGAAUGGGGCCCUCCUCUCUGGUUUCUGCUGUGCUAAUGAACCUGUGUGAUUAUUGCCUGUCACUAAAGCAAAUGUUUAUUAUCUGUUUAGUGCAAUAAUUCCCCCCCUGUCCCAAGUUUUAGCUCACACAGACACUUUGGUGUUGGCUGUUGCUUUGUGUUAUAGAACUAUACACAAAGGCUACGGUAAGGUUUAGUAUUUGUCAUUUUCUCUGGGCUAAUUCCUAGAUUUGGAAGGAUCUCUUAAGGUUAAAGAUGGCUGGGGGGGGUGUUUAGGUUCUUUGGUUAAUGUUUGUUUCUUUUGUCUGUUUCUUUUUCUUUCAUUUCUACACAUUCAUGCAGUAUUUCAUGGUUCUAACAAAGCAGCAGUAAAAAAAGCUCUUGAAGCAUGAAAAUUAACUGGUGAGGGGCCUCAUUGCUUUUUUUAAAUUGUAGUUUAUUUAAAUACUUUUUAAAGAAACAAUUAGAGGAUCAGAUGCAUGAAUUUUUUUUUAAUGGAUGCAGAUCUUCUAUGAGGUGUCUCGAGCUAAGUCUGAGGAUUUGUAUUUAGAUGCCAGAAAUGUUGUAGUUGCACUGAUUUGAAAUGUUUAGCUGUAAUUGAUAAAUAUCCUCUUGAGACAUAAUUUUGCAUGCCAAAUGACCCCAUAAUCUCUCUGUAGGUAUGUUGAUAUAUUUAUGCAUUCCUGCCCUUUGCCUCCAUGACCUUUUUCCCCUGUCCCUCCAUAACUUUGGGUAUCUAAAGUGCUGCCAGCUCAGUGCCACGAGCCAGAUAUCAGUGCUGUGUAUUGUACAUUUGUGUAGAUUAUCGGCACUUCUCAGUAUAGGUGGGAGGAACCAUUACCUUUAUUUAACAGUGGUUUUUCUUUUUUGUUGUUGUGUUUUACAGUUCUUUUCCCUGGUUCAGCCUGAACUAUAUACCAGGCCCUGCUGAAAAUACCACCCAACAGUUUUCUUCUGCAGCUUAUCCAGUUUCUCUUAAGUGCCCUGUACAUAUUGUAUGUUUUAUGAUGAGAUGCAGUUUCUUAAUAUGUAUUACAGAAACACUACUGGUAUUUGCAAAUAUAUAGUAAAAUUGUUUUAUUGAACUCUCAUUUUGGGGGCUUGGGCACAUUAACAAAUUAAUCCAUCUGUAUAGGGCUUUUGCUGUUGGAUAGAGUAAAACUCCCUCCACAAUUGUUUGUAGUAGGGCCCUGAGCACUCUGUGUGCAGAGCAGGCAGUGAAAUAACCCCUGGUCUUAGCUGGCUGCAAGACUUUGGGCCACAAGUCCCCUCUGCCACGGCAGGUGGCAGCAGCAUUGUUGGUACUCUAAGCUGGCACAUAUUGGAACAAAUGCAUUUUACUGCACAGGUAAGGAAUGUGCCAGCAUCCCUGUGUGUAUCCCAGCCACAGACACACCCCCAGCAUUCCCGGAGAGCCGCAGGGACCGCAUUCCAUGUGACACGUCAGCAAAAGCCCUACCAAAAACACCCAUCCCUUCUCUUUAAGUUUGCCAAAAUUUGUAUGGUAGGUGUAAAAGAAAACAUAGUGAACUGUACCAUAUUAUUAACCCCUAAAUCCAACUUUUUUUGUCUUGUGUAUCUUGAUUUUUCUGUGUGCUUUGUAGUGAAGCAGCCGACACGAGUCGUUGUUCAUAAAACAGCUUUUGAAAGUUGAGAGCACUCUCACCCCUGGAGAACCGACUGUGCUUGCUUACGUUUGGUUCAUGACUUAAAAAUCGAGUACAGGUGAUGAAACCUUGGCAGUGUUAACAACAAAGUAGUGUGUAUUGUGCUAUUUUUUUGCUCUAGAAACUUAACCUUUUGUAGAGAAAAAGGAACAGUCAAAUUGUCACCCAUUGAAGUUGCAUUCUGACAAAAAAAGUUAAUGCUAAAUAUUAAUAGCCAUCAAGCUUUGUAUUUUAGCCAGCAUAAGUACUUUCAACAAACUCAGGUGGUGUAUCAGGGAGACUUUGCUGGGUGUAUUUGUGUAUUUGGUGCCUCUGGGCUGGGAUGCACUCUAAUGCCAGGCUGUUUCCCUGCAGGAGUCAUUCCUGAUGAGACUAAGGCUUUGUCUCUCUUGGCACCAGCUAAUGCCGUGGCAGGGCUGCUGCCCGGGGGUGGCCUGCUGCCCACUCCCAACCCUCUCUCUCAGAUUGGUGCUGUCCCUUUAGCUGCUUUAGGAGCUCCUGCUCUCGACCCUGCCCUUGCUGCUCUUGGGCUUCCUGGAGCAAACCUGAACUCCCAGUCUCUCGCAGCAGAUCAGCUCCUAAAACUGAUGAGCACAGUGGAUCCAAAGUUGAACCAUGUGGCUGCAGGUCUUGUGUCCCCCAGUCUGAAAUCAGAUACCUCCAGUAAAGAAAUAGAAGAGGCCAUGAAGAGAGUCCGAGAAGCACAGUCCUUAAUUUCUGCUGCUAUAGAGCCAGACAAAAAAGAUGAAAAACGAAGACAUUCAAGGUCGAGGUCGCGCUCGAGGAGGAGGAGGACACCUUCCUCAUCCAGACACAGACGCUCCAGGAGCAGAUCAAGGAGAAGGUCCCAUUCCAAAUCCAGAAGCAGGAGACGAUCCAAAAGUCCGAGGAGAAGGAGAUCUCAUUCCAGAGAGAGGAGCAGGAGGUCUCGGAGCACAUCCAAAACCAGGGAUAAGAAGAAGGAAGAGAAAGAAAAGAAACGUUCUAAAACUCCCCCCAAAAGCUACAGCACAACCAGAAGAUCCAGAAGCACAAGCAGAGAACGGCGGCGCAGGCGGAGCCGGAGCGGGACACGGUCCCCGAAAAAGCCCAGGUCUCCCAAACGGAAAAUGUCCCGGUCCCCGUCACCCAGAAGGCAUAAAAAGGAAAAGAAGAAGGAUAAAGACAAGGAGAGGAGCAGAGACGAGAGGGAGCGGUCAACGAGCAAGAAAAAGAAGAGCAAAGACAAGGAGAAGGAUCGAGACCGGAAAUCCGAGAGUGACAAGGAUGUGAAACAGGUCACAAGGGACUACGAUGAGGAGGAACAGGGCUACGACAGCGAGAAGGAGAAGAAGGAGGAGAAGAAGGUGGCGGAUGCUCCCUCUCCCAAAGGGAAGGAGCCCGGAGCCGAGAAGGGCAGUGGGGAUCCCGGCAGGGAAUCCAAGGUGAAUGGGGACGACCACCACGAGGAGGACAUGGACAUGAGCGACUGAGCCUGCCCACAGCCCUCCACAGUGUGAUCCUUUAUGCUGUACUUGUUAAUCCUCAACCUAGAUGUAUCCAGCUCCGAGCUCUCCAUGGUCUGUCCAUCCCAAUACUAACUCACACCCAAAGCUUGAGACAGGGACCCCCUGCUCCAGGGACCCGCUGGGGCCGGGCCAGGCCGCACGUCCCUCCCCCAGCACGGGCUGGGCCACCCCUUCCUCCCUCCCUCCCUCCCUGCUUCCCUCCCUCCGGAGUGUCCUGGGCUGAGCCAGCAGGGCCCAGCAGUGUGGGAAUGCCCCGGGAGCGUGGCACAACUGCCCUGUCCUGCCACAGCGAUGUGGGAAUGUCCCAGGAGUGGGGGGAGUGUGGCACAGCCCCCCUGUCCUGUGGGAAUGCCCCAGGAGUAUGGCACAGCCUUCCUGUCCCAUGGGAAUGCCCCGGGAGUGUGGCACAGCCCCCCUGUCCUGUGGGAAUGCCCCGGGAGUGUGGGGAGUGUGGCACAGCCCCCCUGUCCUGUGGGAAUGCCCCAGGAGUGUGGCACAGCCUUCCUGUCCCAUGGGAAUGCCCCGGGAGUGUGGCACAGCCCCCCUGUCCUGUGGGAAUGCCCCGGGAGUGUGGCACAGCCUUCCUGUCCCAUGGGAAUGCCCCGGGAGUGUGGCACAGCCCCCCUGUCCUGUGGGAAUGCCCUGGGAGUGUGACACAGCCCCCCCGUCCUGCAGCCACCGAGGGGCUGCCAGGGCCUCCCGGACACUCUGGAAUUGGCCUUGGAUCGCACCAGCUCUUCACGCUCUUGGCUUUAGUUCUGGUUUUAAGCCACAUGCUGGGUUUGGUUGGGUUUGGUUUCCCAGUGGGUUUUGGUUGGCUUUGCCCAGGGUUCAGUGCCCCGACAUUCCUGAGGGCGCUCUCUCCACCGUGUCCCUUCCGCUCCGUCCGGGGCGAGCUGGAACGGGCUGACCUCGGGAAGGGGAAUCCUGCCCAUGUCCAGCGAGGGAGGUUGGGGGAGCAGCUUCACCCAGGGCUGGGGGCUCAGGAGCUCACCCGCUGCAGCAGGGAGUGCAUUUUAAAAUGACCUUGGUCUGUUUUUAAAGCAAGUCCAUUGACAAUGUACUUUUUACUUGAUCUCAAGUUGUACAAACAGAUGAAUUUGUGUUCCUGUCCCGGCCGUUCCCUCCCUCCCGCACUCAGUGAUCCCAUGGUAUUUGCAGAGUAGUUACCCAAAGCUGUUCCUUAGUUCCAGCAGCUCCAGAGCUUUUACUUUUGUGCAGGUAAAGAGACAAAAGUAGCCGACAGUCUGUGCCAUGUCGAUGUACAGUUUCGGAAAAUGUUUUACAAAACUUUGAUAAUAAAACCCUGAAACUUCA
Corvus hawaiiensis (hawaiian crow) is the source of this 6406-nucleotide messenger RNA. RefSeq names its product serine and arginine rich splicing factor 11 (gene SRSF11). Lineage: Eukaryota; Metazoa; Chordata; Aves; Passeriformes; Corvidae. Gene Ontology annotation, biological process: RNA splicing. The transcript is spliced from 10 exons. The record is from RefSeq and is a predicted model, not a curated record. Gene Ontology annotation, molecular function: RNA binding. Gene Ontology annotation, cellular component: nucleoplasm. Bases 3779 to 5053 code for a protein of 424 amino acids.